Messenger RNA from Podarcis lilfordi (Lilford's wall lizard), 18792 nucleotides. Lineage: Eukaryota; Metazoa; Chordata; Lepidosauria; Squamata; Lacertidae. The record is from the annotation of a GenBank genome assembly.
CCCACAGCACAGACAUAACACACACCAGGCAGCUUCUAGUGUCAUGUUGCUGUGCUCUGGAGACGCACGGCAGGUGCAGAAAACAGAAACCCAGCACACACACACACACACCCAAAAAAAUUCCGCAAUGUGCAAUGUGGGGAAAUGAGACUUCUCCUUUUUAACGAGGAUAAAAGCUGCAGCCCACUAGCCGAGUCGUUUGGCAGCGAGGGGGCACUAUCUCAGCCACAGCCAACAAGCAUCAGGGCUGCAGGGAUUUAGCAGCGACCAUGGGAGAUACCUAUAUCCGACAUAUUGAACUGCUGGGCUACGAGAAGAGGUUUUUCCCAAGCCAGCACUAUGUAAGUCUGUUGUUGUUACCUUAUUAUUAACUUACCUUUCCUCCUCAAAGUUCUCUUCUACGGUUCUCUUCCUCCUCGUUUUCUCCUCACAGCAACCCUGUGAGGUAGGUUAGGCUGAGAGUGAGUGGCUGGCCCGUGGCCACACAGGGAGCUUCAUGGCAUUGCGUGUGGGGUGGUGGUAUUGUUUUGCUUUUUCUGUUUUAACUAAUUGUUUAGGGAAGUUUUUAAUGACUGGUGUUUUAAUGUACUUUUAAUCUUCGGUUGGAAACGCAGCCAAAUGGGCGGGGUAUAAAUAAUAAAUUAUUAUUAUUGUUAUUAUUAGUGCUUUUGUCUUGUAUAUUUUUUCUUGUGAACCACCAUGAGAUCUUUUGAUGAAGGGCAGUACAGUGGUACCUUGGGUUAAGAACUUAAUUCGUUCUGGAGGUCCGUUCUUAACCUGAAACUGUUCUUAACCUGAGGUACCACUUUAGCUAAUGGGGCCUCCUGCCGCCGCCGCACAAUUUCUGUUCUCAUUCUGAAGCAAAGUUCUUAACCCGAGGUACUAUUUCUGGGUUUGCGGAGUCUGUAACCUGAAGCAUCUGUAACCUGAAGCGUCUGUAACCCGAGGUACCACUGUAUUAUAAUAAUAAUAAUAAUAAUAAUAAUAAUAAUAAUGGCUGAGUAGGGAUUUGAACCCUGGUCUCUCUCAACUCUUCCUAGUCAGGCACACUAACCACUGCACCACACUGCAGAUGCGCCACAGAUGGAUGUACGAUUGUUGGGAAGUACCUCAUUCAGCCCACCUGGGGCUCCUGAGCAAAGGGGAAGGGAAAAUAUGCCUGUGAGAGACAGGCAUUUAGAAAAGCUAAAGAGCUUUUCUAUUCAUCUCAUUUUUGCUCCUCGUUAUGUGGAAGAUGCAUCUUUUUAGUUCUGCUUUUGGCCCUUGUGAUGUAUAGUUUUAGGAACCACCCUAUUCUUAGGACAGUAGUUUGUUUUCAGUGCUCUGUUUUCAAUUGUUGUGACCCACCCUAUGGCCUUAGGCUGAAGUCCAGGUAAAAUAAUAAUAAUAAUAAUAAUAAUAAUAAUAAUAAUGAAAAGUUGCAGUGCUGCCCACCCCAAAAACCGCCCAGGCAAGGCAGAGGCAAGCAAUCGUCACUCAGCUGGGAUUUGUGUAUUUUGUUUAUUAACUUAAAUAAUCUAUAUACUUCUUAACUACAGUAGUUCUCUAAAGGGAAAGGUAAAGGGACCCCUGACCAUUAGGUCCAGCCGCGGAAGACUCUAGGGUUGCGGCGCUCAUCUCGCUCUACUGGCCGAGGGAGCUGGCGUACAGCUUCCAGGUCAUGUGGCCAGCAUGACUAAGCCGCUUCUGGCAAACCAGAGCAGCGCACGGAAACGCCGUUUACCUUCCCGCCAGAGCGGUACCUAUUUAUCUACUUGCACUUUGAUGCAGUUUACAAAUAUCCAAUAAUAAUAAAAAAGGCAUCAGUUAAAACUAUAAAGUCAAUCCUCAAUUCAUUGGAUGUCCACAAGUCUCCAGUGUUAUGAGAGGGGGAGAAAAACAUUUUUUCUGCCCACUUUCUCCAUGCUGUUCGUCGUUUUAUAUACCUCUCCUGCUGGCCCUUUCUUUAAUCUGAAAAGGCAGAGAGUGAAGGAGGGUCAUCUGGCUGGGAGAUCCUGCUUAGAUCUAGGGAUAGCUUCAACUUUCAUUUCAUCCUUAGUCUGUCAAAUCUGCACUUCGUACACCAGAAUCCUUGGAAGUUUGCCCUUCUUUGAGGCUCCUAACACACAUCUACCAACUGAAGAACUGGUCCAAAAGAUGCGUACAUUAGUGCAAACUGUGUGCAAAGCCAUGUGGAAAUUAAUGUACCAAAACGCAUUCUAUCAGGUGUGGUGUUAGCAAACUCCUUGCAAAAAAGUGUAGGCAACAAAAAUGAGCAUAUCAUGCUCACACGCAUUUUUGUGCAAUUUUUUUUUUUUUUAAAUUGCAACAUUAUGCAGAAAUGGCAGGAACCAAGCUUAAGGUUGGAAGAAUGAGAAACCGAGAGGAUCUGAAAUUGACGGGUGUGUCUAUGCCUGGUUUGGACAUCACUCCCUGACCUCCCCACUGUUGUUUGCUAUCGAUUCUGGACCCUGCUUUCUUUCGUUCCCCUUUGCCGGUUAACAGCAAACCCUGAGCCACACACUCAAGCCUUGGCAGGGAUUUUCUUGGCCUUCCUUCUUUUUAUAACGCUAUUUCACCAUGAUGAUCUGCAGGAAGAGGAUAGAUAAGUCAUUCUGAGCCGCCCAGGGAACUUCAGCAUUUAAGGGCUUGGUGAUCAACACUGGUGCAGAUUCAUAGGGGUGGGGUUUUCUGCAACCAAUAAGAGAGAGAGUGUGUGUUAUGUGCUGAGUUGAAUAGGAUCCAAAAGGCAGCAGUCUGAUUGGUCCUAGAACAAUAGGAUUCAGAAUGCAGCAGUCUGAUUAGUCCACAGGAGCCACCCAAUCCAGCUCCAGGUGGAAAUGAAUCCGCAACCUGAUUGGCCUACAGGUGAGUCCCGGAAUUAGCCAAUCACGUGGGGCCCAUUGUGUAAAUAAUGUAUAUAAAGCAGACAUUCUGGGGGAACUUCCAUUCCUCCUCACCACUAUGAGCUGAAUAAAGAGCAUGAAAUCCACUCUCAACUCCAAGUAUAUUUCAGAGAGCAGGGUCAUCGGCCCUCUUUUCCACUUAGGUUAAACAUGAUCAGCCUCUGCUUGGAAGGAAAUGCAGUGGUACCUUGGUUCUCGAACUUAAUCCGUUCUGGGAGUCCGUUCGACUCCCGAAACCAUUCAAAAACUAAAGCUCGGCUUCCGAUUGGCUGCAGGAGCUUCCUGCACUCAAGCGGAAGCCGUGUCGGAUGUUUGGCUUCCGAAAAAAACGUUCGCAAACUGGAACACUCACUUCCAGGUUUGCGGCAUUUGGGAGCCAAUUUGUUUGGUAACUAAGCUGUUCGAGAACCAAGGUACGACUGUGCUUUAAUUUGCAAUCUCACUGUUCUGAUCUCACAAAUGCCUGCAAGGAAAUCCUCUCUGCUGUUGUCAUACGUUUCCGAGCACAAUUCAAAGUGUUGGUGCUGACCUUUAAAGCCCUAAACGGUCUCGGUCCAGUAUAUCUGAAGGAACGUCUCCACCCCCGGUGGACACUGAGGUCCAGCUCCGAGGACCUUCUGGUGGUUCCCUCACUGUGAGAAGUCAAGUUGCAGAGAACCAGGUCUUCUCGGUAGUGGCACCCGCCCUGUGGAACGCCCUCCCACCAGAUGUCAAAGAGAACAACAACUACCAGACUUUUAGAAGACAUCUGAAGGCAUCCCUGUUUAGGGAAGCUUUUAAUGUUUGAGGCGUUACUGUAUUUUAAUAUUGUGUUGGAAGCCGCCCAGAGUGGCUGGGGAAACCCAGCCAGAUGGGUGGGGUAUAAAUAAUAAUAAUAAUAAUAAUAAUAAUAAUAAUUAUUAUUAUUAUUAUUAUUAUUAUUAUAAUACUUUCCCCUCCCCUGCCUGAGAAAGAGCUAGGUAAGAGGCUCAGGGAUGGAUGAGGAAACCUGUUGGACUACAACUCCCAUCAUUCCUGGCCAUGCUGACUGGGGCUGAUGGGAACCUGACACCUCAAAAGCCCCAGUUUCUGUGUCCCCAAGAUAUGGAAAGGCCACAUUAAAUGUGUGAGUGGUGGCAAGUUUUCAGGUGCCUCAGGUGUCAAUGCUCAUGCCAAAUUUGGCCUCUUGGGAAAAGGCAGGCCAGAGCCCAGGUGAUCCACAUUGAAAAGAUAGCGCUGGUUUUUCGCUUGCUGUGUUUUUAAAAACCUGCAUUUUCUUCAGCCUGUAAGGGAAAAAGAGAUGGAAGGAGCACGGGGGACUCCCAGAUGACUUGUUUACUGAGCACGCACCUGGAUUUGUUUCCAGGGAGAUUAGAUGACGUUGCACUUUCCCAUCACUUUGUUCAUUGCAAAUGUCAUCUUUUGAGGAAGCAGGUUUGUUGCACAACAGCUCAACUUUAAUUGUGCAAUUGGAAUUAGCCAGCACUUGAUUGAAAGUCCCGCAGACCGCAACAAUCUGGAAGUGCCCCAGGGGUGAAGCAACAGCCAGCAGGCUUAUGAUUCGAGUGCUCUAUCAUGUGGCUUCCCUGUAGAAAGGGGGGGGGGGGAACCAUGUGAACGAAGGCAGGAAAUUCCACCCCAUGUGCAUUGCUUGGGAAUACCCUCGCUUAGAGGAGGCUGCGAGGGAACAGCCACCGUUCUAAAGCACAGCAAAUGCUUUGCGCACCCAAAAUCCCAGGUUCAUUCCCUGGGAUUUCCAGUCCAUGGGCAGCAUGGCAAGAGGAGAUAAUGGAUAGCUCAGUUGGUAGAGUGCAAGGCUCUUAAUAUCGGGGUCAUGAGUUCAAGCCCCACACUGGGUAACUGAUCUGUUGAAAAUGCAACUUGAAAAAAGAGACAAUACACAUAUUUUUGCAAAUUAAGAAAUCUUUCAUAUUGUGGGUUGUUUUUUUUUUAAGAUUCGUGCAUUGCAAGGGGUUGGACUAGAUGACCCCUGAGGUCCCUUUCAACUCUACAAUUUAGUGAUUCUAUAAUUGUUUGAUUCUUCUGUGCCUGCUGCCCUCCAACACAAGGCUGUAACACACCCAUAAGUCAACCCUGCAUUUUACGACAUGAAAAAAACAAACACCAGUCGUACAAUGAAAAACCACAAGUCCGUUUCCAGAUUCAGAUAUGCUUCCAUUAGUGAAUAUUUGUGGACUGUUUUCAGGAUGUCUACAUUAGUUGCUUAUUCUAGAACUAGGAAAACUGGCAUUGUUUUGUGCUUAAAGCUUCAGUUUCUGAUGAGUGUUUCUGCAGGACCAGAAGCACUCUAGGAUUCCAGUGUCAAAGCAGAUAACACCUAUUUUUAAUGCAUUUUAUUUUUGAACAUAAUGUGUGUAACAUUCGUCAUUAAUGGAGUCUCCCUGCACAUCUAAAUUCGGCGCCCUCUGAACAGCCUGGGAUGAAGAGUAGGGUUGCCUGGGGGAGGCCAUUUGAAAGCUUUCGCUGAUUCUGAACAACAGUCUAUUCUCCUUGUCAGGUCUACAUGUUUCUGGUGAAAUGGCAAGAUCUCACCGAGAAAGUUGUGUAUCGGAAGUUCACCGAGAUCUACGACUUCCAUGUAAGUAAACUGUUGGGUCUCUGGCGCCUUAAGAGUGUCCGGCUAAUUUCGAUGUCUUUCUGUUCUAGGAUGUGCAUUCAUUACAUUGCCAAAGAAGACUGAAAGGAGGACUUGCAUAAAAUGUGCAUGGGCUAAUCUAUAUGGACACCUGCAGAUUUAGAAAUAAUUGCUGUUAUUUCAGAUAGGCCUCCUUUUCACCUUUUAGGAGUUAAAUCAUAGCAGUCAUUCCUGAAUCUGCAUCUAUACAUAUAAUAUAAUGCCAUGCAAACCUGUGGCCUCCUUUUUUCUUUUCUUUUUAGGGUGUGUGUGCCGCUCUAGGGCAACUUUAUGUGGUUGCUCCUCUUUCUUAGGAAAUACAAGUACAUACUGAAGAAAUGAGCCUAUGCUGCCAAUUCUCAUAGUAGACCAGUAUAAAUUAAGCAGUACAUAAGCGGCACACAAAACGCUACCAAACCAUUCUACGUUCUAAAUCUUAUAUUAAUAAUCUAAAAAUUGAAAGAGCUAUGUACAAGAUCUACUACAGAAGCCACAAACAGAAAACUCAUUCAAAUUGUGUCCAAAAGGAAGAUUCAGUCUUUAAAAUUCCUUUAGCCAGGCUCCUGUAGAUAUCAACAAAGGUAAGUUUGAUCAAACGAAGUGUCAGCGCUCAAGGGUUAGAUAUCAACGAGGACAAACGCCGGCACCCUGUCUAACUCUGUGUAACUGCCAACCUAGCAGUUUGAAAGCACGUCAAAGUGCAAGUAGAUAAAUAGGUGCCUCUCCGGCAGGAAGGUAAACGGCGUUUCCGUGCACUGCUCUGGUUCGCCAGAAGCGGCUUAGUCAUGCUGGCCACAUGACCCGGAAGCUGGAUGCCGGCUCCCUCAGCCAAUAAAGCGAGAUGAGCGCCGCAAUCCCAGAGUUGGCCACGACUGGACCGGAUGGUCAGGGCUCCCUUUACCUUUACUUUAUGGUGCCUUAGGGCAACUUUCUGUGGUUGCUCCUCUUUCUUAGGAAGACAGGAUGUCAUUUUGAGUAGUUCUCUGAGCAGCCCAUUGGGACUGUGGGGUGGAAGGCAGUGGGGAUCAAGGGUAAGAGGAACCAGAGCUAUCAAAAAAUACGCGCUCGCAAGCAUUGUGGACAAACCUUACAAAUCUCACUAAAACUGGAAAGAAGAGCAGCCGAGUAGGUGGUCAACAAAAGAGGGUGAUUCCUGCAUUGUUCUCUUUUUAAUGCAGCUGGUUGGAAUUUCUGAGCUGCCUGGUUUAAAUAUUAUUUCAUGAGAUAGUCAUAUGAUGAGAAUUCAACAUUUCAGGUCUUUCCCUUUUUUUGCAAGCCGCAAAGAGGAAGUCUGCUGCUGCCUUUGCCGUCAACCUUGUGCCUUGCUCUUUUGUUUUCUUGUUUUGGGAAGGCUGAGGUGGAAACCCAGGGGAGGGGCAGCCACUGGGUCACUCUGGGGCACUCAGACUUUGUAAUCCCAGAUCUCCCUCCAUUCAGCCCCCAUGAGACCAGUGGAGGCUGACCCACUGCAACAAAUGAGGCACUGCCUCACCAAACUCAGUCUGCUCCUAGCCAGCCUCUUCCUGCCAGACUUCUUACUUACAACCAAUCGGGGCGGCUUUGCCUGUCAUUUGCUCUGGCGCCACCUACUGCCAGCCUCCUGCCUUCCACCCUACCAGUUAGCACUUCACAGGACAGUCCCUGCUUCUUGUUGCUGGUUCCUGUCAUAUGGCUGUCCCACUGCCUGGUCAUGUCCGGCUCUUUGGCCACAGAUUUAAGGCAUUGCGACACAAUGUAAAAUGGUCACAGCUUCUCUCAAAUCAUUCUGGGAGCUAUAGUUUGUUAAGGGUGCUGAGAGUUGUGAGGAGACCCCUGUUCCCCUCAGAGAGCUGCAGAGUGAUUUAACAAUCAACCUCUCUUCUCAGGGGACUUUGGGAAUUGUAGUUCUGUGUGGAGAAUUGGGGGGGGGGGGCUCCUAACAACUCUCAGGACCCUUAACAAACUGCAGCUCCCAAAAUUCUUUGGGGGGGAAAUUGAUUGAAGUGAUAUCACAGCACUUUAAAUGUAUGGUGUCAAUGCAGCCGUUGUUGAAUGGGGAUUUGCUUUUUAAAAAGUAAAUUGCGGACACACACCCCUCCUCACAAUCUGCGUCAGGAUCCCGUAGAAAAGGAUGAAAGAUUAAGGGACUCCUCUCUCCCCGCCCUGCAUCAGGGUCCCAGUCCAGACUUCCGCUCCCCUGUCUGCAAUUUACUUUUUAAAAGCAGGGGAAGCAAUUGCUAAUUGCCAAAGUGAUGGGAAUGGAGGUCCCUUAUUAAAUUACUGACUGAAAGUGACUAAACGCACCCGAUGAUUUGUUUUGCGUCCAUACUUUCAUCUAGAAUUCUAAGGCUGCUCUUGCUUUCUCUUCUUUCUCCAGAAAACUUUAAAGGAGAUGUUUCCUAUUGAAUCUGGGGACAUUAGUGUUGAGAACAGGAUCAUUCCUCACUUGCCUGGUAAGUAAGCCAGUACAACUGCCAGUUCUAGGUUCUUGGCAUUGCCCUGAGUCUGGAGAUAUAAAGCCAGCCCUGAUUUACAAUCAGCACUAUAUUUUAAAUUAUCAUCGUGGCGAACGUGUCUGAAAUUUUAAACUGCUGGCCUAAAUUACUUUUUAAACUGUAUGUUUAAAUCACAUUUCCCACCUCCCAAAGAAUCAUGGGAACUGUAGUUUGUUUGCCACCGAGCUACAAUCUCCAGUACCUUUAAGAAACUCAGUUUCUCAGGAUUCUUUGCAGGUGUGUGUUUAUGUAGGAUCCUUCUUCCCAGCUAUUCAGGGCUUUCCUUUGGUGGAGCGUGAAAGCAGUCUUCACAUGCUCAAAAGAACACCUCCCACCUCAUCAUAUUACCAUAUUUUUCCGUGUAUAACACGCCCCCCCUUGUAUAAGACGACCCCUAAUUUUUUGGACUGCAAAAAAAUUGGGGGGAAAUUGCCCAAAGUUGUUGAGCUUCUUUUGAGGGGGAGGGGGGAGUCACCGCUGCCAAUCGCUCUACAACCUGCCCACCAAUGCAAAUUGCACGCAUCGCCGUGGCCAACAAUCGUCUGCAUGCUCGCUGCCAAAAGCCCACCUGCACACUCAACGCAACCACAGCCGACUGCACACACACCUUGCCGCUGUCGUAAAUAGCACACCCAAUUGCCACAGCCAAUCAUCACCAGGCCUUGCUGCAGCAACCACUCACAUGCAAAAUCACCUCUGCCAAUCUCCUGCUGGCUGCUGCCACCAAUCGCCCGUCUGAUAGCCGUCUAUGAAACGACCCGCAAUUUUCGCCUAUUAAUUCUAAGGAAAAAUUGUCGUCUAUUACACAGAAAAAUGCAGUAUAUUAUUUCACAAGAUUUAAGGCUGAGCCCCAGUACAGUGGUACCUCAGGUUAAAUACUUAAUUCAUUCCGGAGGUCCGUUCUUAACCUGAAACUGUUCUUAACCUGAAGCACCACUUUAGCCUAUGGGGCCUCCUGCUGCCGCUGUGCCACUGGAGCACAAUUUCUGUUCUCAUCCUGAAGCAAAGUUCUUAACCCGAGGUACUAUUUCUGGGUUAGCAGAGUCUGUAACCUGAAGCGUAUGUAACCUGAAGCAUAUGUAACCCAAGGUACCACUGUACUUUAACAUUUCACUGGCAGCACCUAAAUGUUCUCUGGUUUCUGGUAAGCUCUGGGAAAUGGGCAGACUGAAUGUUCCUUUUGGAAACGUGGCAAUGUAGAGACUGUAGUGUCUUUAGGAUACAUGGUUUACUGGCACAUAUAUACAACCUGAGCUUAUGAUGGAGGGGCUCACAGCGUCAGCACCCCAAGAGGGUCUCAUUUCUCCCAAAGACUUGAAUUCAAACAGAAAUCAACCACUGUGCUCUGACCUUCUCUCCAACUUGCUGCUUUUUCUAGCCUGCAACCUUUCCCCCCCUCUAGGUCACAUCACAGCCAACUCUCAGCUCUGCCUUUGUCUUCUAACUAACUCUGAAUUGAGGGCAUGGUCCCACCCAUUUGCUGUCUGACCCAGACUCCACUCUCCUAUUUACUUUCUUAAUGGCCUAUUCCUUUGUUCUCCUAAUGGCCCAUCUCCCAGGCGAUCACCUGAACACAGGAAGCUUGGGUAUAGGGAUUAGCAGUUUAACCCCCCAAGCCUUGAUUAUAUUCUAACGCCUACUGGACCCAGGAAUUUAGUGGUGCCUGGCACUCACAAAGUCAUAACAUUGUCAUUGCUCAAACGCUCACUUCCUAUGUAGUAACCAGGAACACAUUUAGAUCUUUGGUUUGUCCAAAUCAGUUGUCUUGCAAAUGCAGUGGGUUUCGGGCGCUGAAAUAACUGUUCCGUUGCAGUUGAUUGACCAAGCAGCCACAUGUGGUUUUAAAAAAAAAUUGUUCCUGUUCCCUUUUGGAUCCUGUUUACAUAAUGAUGAGAAAUGGCCAAGUCUUGAACCAAGUCACAAACUGAGACACAAGCGUACAAUGUCUGUUUCAGUUUCUUUCAAUUUCUCAUUUUCCCAACCACAUCUGUGUAUUAUUAUUUUUUUAUUUUGAAGUUGGCAUUUGAAUGUGAAUUUCUCCCAAAAUACACAUUUUUCUAUGCAAAUUUGCCCAGAAUAUACUCCUUCUUUGUCAAGAAUUUCUCCCCGAAGUAACACAUUUUUGUAUGGUAUUCUCACCAGUCUUAUGCAUGUUUGUGAAUCUUACUGGGCUGGAGAACUGCACUGGAAAAUUUGGAGAGGUGCAGCUUUAGAAAGGUAGUUUUGCCUGUUAGGUAGUGUCACCUGAAAUGCAAACUGAAUUGACUGGAAUAGGCAUUGACCGGACGGGAUGGGGUAGUCCUCUGGCAUGAUGAAAUGCAAACUCCUUUGUUCCUUCCUACCCAUCUAUCUAGCGCCAAGGUGGUUUGACAGCCAGCGAGUCACCCAAAAUCGGCAAGACACGCUCUCCGAGUACACCAUGGCCCUCAUCAACCUGCCUCGCAAGAUCUCCCAGUGUGGACAUGUCUUGACCUUCUUCAAAGUCAGACCGGAUGACCUGAACCCACCUAUAGCAAGCCAGUGAGUAUUGUCAGGACGCUGGGAGACACCUAUUGGGCUAAGACUGGAGGGAAGGGUCCAUAGGGAGGAAGGGACCCAUGUCCAUCUCGAACUCGGUGUCAGCACCUGAUACUUUGGGUAGCUCUAAGAAGUCCAGUGUCACCCUCUCCUAGGGCUCAUUGCCACUUACCCUCUCACUGCCGCUUCUGGUAAAUGACUCUGAAAAGUGCCAUUUACAGUAUCUCAGUACAGCCCCUUCCCAGUGGCAGCUGCUCCCCAGCCAUGUUUCUCAAACUUGGGUCCCUAGCUGUUGUUGGACUACAACUCCCAUCAUCUGUAACUAGCAGGAAUGGUGAUCAGGGAUGAUGGGGGUUGUAGUCCAACGACAUUUAUUAGAGAAACACCGCUUGGGCCUGGUAGGGCAGAACACAGGGAGCCAGCCAGUAGGGGGUGCCAGAGCUGAUGACAGGCAGAGCCAUCUCCUUCUAGUUUCCCCCCCCCAUCUGCCUUCUCUCUGCUGAGUUCUACAAGGGCGACCCUGAGACUAAGGAGGAGGAAGCGGACAGUCAGGGCCACUCCUUGGCCUGCUUGUGAGAUAUAAGGCAAGCAAGCUGGCUGGAGGCAGGCUGAAGUUGGUGGUCCAGCCUCCAUAGACAUCUAACUUGACACUGCAUGGCAAGACAAGAGUUCAUGGUUGUGGCCCACUCCACAGAAAAAGAGUCAGUGCUGUUCAUGUUUAUAGUCCAUGUUUCAAUUACUCAAAGUAUGUUACCUUUGUAAUCCUUGCAACAGCCCUGAAAAUCAGGCCAGUGUGAUUAUCCAACAUGCUGUGAGUUCAUGACUUGCUUGAGGCCACCAGUUCGAGUCUGUGGCUGGGAUGGAAGACUUGACAAUUCCAACAGUGUUUGCCUUUGAUUCUUUUCCCCUUAGCGUCAAGAAACCGGAAACCUUUUUGAUGCCAAAAGACUCCAAGAAGAUUGCAGCAGGUAAUUAAAAAGCAGAAGUGGUGAAAUCCUUCCCGCUCGUCUUGCCUACCUCUUUCCCUUCAGUGGUUGUAUGUUACUGCCAGGAUCGCAGUCUGCCUUGCCCUCAGCAGCACUAAGGUCUAAAAGGGAGCUGUGGUUGCCCUCAUGUCCCACGUGCCGCUUCUUCAGAAACAUCUGGCUGGGUAGUUGGUUAAGGACGUUAGGAAUCAUAGCUCUGUGAAGCAUAAACUGCAGUGCUCAGGAUUCUUUGGGAGUAGCCAUGCGCUUUCAUAGGAUCCUAGAGUUGGAAGAGACCCCAAAGGGUCAUCAAGUCCAACCUUGGGCUAGUCAUACUUCUUUGAAGUCUCUCAGCCCCACUCACCUCACAGAGUGUUUGUUAUGGGGGAGGAAGGGAAAGGAGAUUGUUAGCUGCUUUGAGACUCCUUUGGGUAGUGAUAAAGCGGGAUAUCAAAUUCAAACUCUUUUUCUUCUCUUCUUCACUGCCUCCUCUGCUUUCUGGAUUCAUAAAUUGCCACAAGGACUAAAAACACGGCGCUCUCUCUUAACUAAAAGCGGCACUGGGAACUCUAUGAAAGCAGUUCUCAAGUCUAUUUCUCAGAUUUCACCUUCCGCCCUGUUAUGUACUGAGUUGAAUAGGAUCCAAACUGCAGCAGUCUGAUUGGUCCUAGAACAAUAGGAUUCAGAAUGCAGCAGUCUGAUUGGUCCUAGAACAAUGCAGCAGUAUGAUUGGUUGGCAGGAACCACCCAAUCCUGCUUCAGAUAGAACUGAAUCCACAACCUGAUUGGCUUACAGUAGAAUUCCAGAAUUAGCCAAUCAUGUGCAGCCCAUUGUGUAAAUAAUGUAUAUAAAGCAGAUACUGUGAGGGGACAUUCAUUCAUUCCUCCUCACCACUAUGAGCUGAAUAAAGAGCAUGAAAUCACUUUGCGACUCUGAGUAUAUUUCACGCCCCAAACUCUGUGCCCUCUUUAUCCUAGAACCAUGUGUGUGUGGAGAAUUAGCUCACCGUUAUUCAGUGGGGAGGGAGAUCCUCUGCAUGGCACAAAACGUACUGUAUUAAGUUUGCACGAGGCGCUGGCCCCUCGCACUCCAGACAGGUCUGAGGGGCUCAGCUCCAGCAAAUCCUGGCUCAGACGGGGCCCUUGAGAGUUCCCCUAAUCACAGCCGCUUCUCCUCCUGAGAGCCAGUGUGGUGUAGUGGUUAAAAGCAGUGGACUCGUAAUCUGGUGAACCGGGUUCACAUCUCCGCUCCUCCACUUGGAGGUGACCUUGGGCUAAUCACUCUUCUUUGAGGUCUCUCAGCCCCACUCACCUCACAGACUGUUUGUUGUGGGGGAGGAAGGGAAAGGAGAAUGUUAGCCACUUUGAGACUCCUUCGGGUAGUGAUAAAGCAGGAUAUCAAAUCCAAACUCUUCUUCUUCCUCCUCCAAUAGAUAUCACAGGACCCAUCAUCCUACAGACGUAUCGGGCAAUUGGCGACUAUGAGAAGAACUCCAGCACUGAGAUGGGGGUCAAGAUGGGGGACCUGGUGGACGUCGUGGAGAAAAGCGAAAGCGGUAAGGAGAGAGAGAUGGUGUUUAUCUCUUGGGAGAGGGGCUGGUUUUACAACGGUGGCAGAGAAAGUAGUGAACGUGCUAUUCCAUAGUCAUAAUUUUACUAUUUAUACCCCCGCCCAUUUAACCGGGUUGCCCCAGCCACUCUGGGCGUCUUCCACCACAUAUAAAAGCAUAAUAAAACAUUAAACAUUUUUUUAAAAAGAGCUUCCCUAUACAGAGCUGCCUUCAGAUGGCUCGGGAGUCGCAUAACUCCAAACCCUGCAACAUUUCUGUGAUGACAGUGAGGAUGUCCUAAGGAAAAGUGAGACAUUCCAGGAUCAAAACAGAAACUGGGGUGACUUCUGUAAAUCCAGGAAAAUAGGGACACUUGGAGGGUCUGUACUUUGGCCGCAGCAGGAGGCUGACCCCCAAGCGGAGGCUAACAAUGUUGCAUCUCUGGGUCCAUGGCGUCCCUUGAGGUCUUCUCCUGGUGCCUUCAUGGAGAGCCUCUGAUUCCCUCACUGCCUCCUUGGUCAUGAGAUGAGGGCAGUGGUUUCCCUUUCCUCCCUCAAAACGUGCAUAGAGUUGAAAGAGGAAGUUCGAAGAGCGGUGCCUUCCCCCACUUCCUCUUCUGGCUCUAUGUGCUUUCCAAGGCUCGUAUUAUUUCUAUCGCCUCUUGACUUUGGCCCAGGUCCUUUGGAAAAGCUAAGUGUGCCCACUUUCUUUCUCCCCGUCUUUGAUGGGGCAGAUGAGCAGACGAGAGAAGUGGUCUGUUGGCAGGCCAAGGACAGAUAAAACAAAGUCCUUCUUAAAGGUAAAGGGUAAAGGGACCCCUGACCAUUAGGUCCAGUCGUGGCUGACUCUGGGGUUGCGGCGCUCAUCUCGUUUUACUGGCCGAGGGAGCCGGCAUACAGCUUCCGGGUCAUGUGGCCAGCAUGACUAAGCUGCUUCUGGCGAACCAGAGCAGCGCACGGAAACGCCGUUUACCUUCCCGCCAGAGUGGUACCUAUUUAUCUACUUGCACUUUGAAGUGCUUUCGAACUGCUAGGUUGGCAGGAGCUGGGACCGAGCAACGGGAGCUCACCCUGUCGCGGCGAUUUGAAAUGCUGACCUUCUGAUCGUCAAGUCCUAGGCUCUGUGGUUUAACCCACAGCGCCAUCCACGUCCCUUGCCAAAGUCCUUCUUAGCAUACAGUUAAUCUGUGGAAUAUUAUCAGACAGGAGGCAGCAAUGUCCAUCAAUGGCAAUGCUUCUGAAUACCAUUUGCUGGAAACUGCCGGAGAGAACAGUGUGCUCUUGUGUUCAGAUCCUGCUUCCAGGUUUCCAGAAGUUGCUGGACUAGAUGGGCCAUUGGUCUGAUCCAGCAGGCUCUUUUGAAGACCUGAAGAGGUGGCACCCACACUGCUUCCUCAAAAAAUCAAAAUAAGCCCAUGGGUCUAAAGAGGUUGAUGACCCGUGCAGGCAUUAAGCAUAACCAGCUGCACUUCUGAUGUGUAAACUUUAGAGACAGGUAACUUGGUCCAGGAGGACACCGAUUUAUUUAUCUGUUUGUCUCGCUCCAGGUUGGUGGUUCUGUCAGCAGACGAACAAACGGGGUUGGGUCCCUGCUGCCUACCUCGAACCUAUGGAUGGUCCAGACGAGUCUGAAGAACAGGAUCCCAACUAUGCAGGUAAAACUAACCCUCUCUGUUGGGUCCGUGGAUGCCCAGGUCCCGAUUAACCCUGAAGUUAAACGGCAGCGUUUGAAAGAUAGCUAUCUUUCAGCCUCUGUUUUCCUAUCUGUAAAAUGGGAACAAUAGCGAUCCACACCACACAUGGCUAUCACGAAGGGGAUUGCAAUUCAGAUCAGAAAGCACGUUGUGUGUGCUUUAACUGUGCAAACUGAAGGAUGACUAUCAAUGAGAUGAUUAUUGGGUCUUUUGUUGCUGCGCAAACUCCUGAGUCCUUCUUGAUGGCCCUCUGCUCCUUUGUUUUAAGGGGAACUCCAUGUUGUCCGGAAAGGCUACACAGCCGCCCAGGAAGACGAGAUCACUCUGAAGGAAGGGGAAACCAUAGAAGUUAUCCAUAAACUGCUUGAUGGAUGGUGGGUUGUCAGGUGAGGAACCAAAGAAGGGCUGGUGGAAAUAAACAUCACCUAGUCUGUGGCAAUUGGAGGUAUCCUGCCUUUGAAUGUGGAGGCUCCAUUUCUGUCUACUGUGGCUAAUGGACAUGGACUGUUCUGCCCUAAGGACUUGUUUGGACCUUUCAGAAAUCCCUUCCGCUAACCUGGGGCCCUCCAGAUGUUUGGGGACUACAACUCCCAUCAGGUGCAUGGUGGGGCUGAUGGAAUCAUGGCUGCACUGGCGAGGGUUGAUGGGAGUUGUGGUCUAAAGGACCUGGAGGGCACCAGGAUGAAGGAGGAAGGACUCUGUCUAAUACAGCUUACUGUGUCUCUUAUUGGCCAUCAUUCAAAGUGUACCUUUACUGGGUGGAGGGCGAAACAGGAUCACACCUCUUGCUCCCAUGUCAGGGGGUCCAGUGUGAUAUUUGAAAGUGGAGCACACAUAUUUUUGUGUGCUGUUUUACCCACAUAGGCUCCAACCAGGAAAACCUCUUUCAAAUAUUGUGCUGAAUCUGUGGAUGUCAAAAAAGUGUGUUUAUCAAAAGUGGGGGCAGCAUUGCUCAUGGUGUGGGAGAUUGGGGUUAUGUCCUCCUUCACCCUCCUGGGAUUAAGGCUCUCUGUCCGCUUGCCAACCACAGCACUCCUUCCUCUUUUCUUCUUGUGGGUAAAUUGAUGCUGUUUCUGAAAUCUCAGGAAGGACGAAACUACAGGCUAUUACCCGUCGAUGUAUCUGCAGAAAUCUGGGGAGCUGAAUAACCCAGAGAACAAUCAGCUGAGGAACAAAGGAGCCCCACCUCGAAGGUAGCGCGUGUGUGUGUGUGUGUGUGUGUGUGUGUGUGUUGGUGGAAGAAGAUGCUUUUGGUAAUUUUUGGCAUGGGGACAAUAAUUAAAAGGACUGGUGCAAGACAUUUUUCUGCAUGAGUCAAAUCAAACAAUUGCAAACACUUCCCAUUCCACAUACAGAGGCUGAUUGCACCACCAUAAGCAAAUUUAUUACAUGACCCACUAGCUUUGACACCUUAAAAAUAUACUUUGACAAUUUCCUAAACAUGAACCAGUUUUUUUUUUUUAUUAUUCUGGGGGUACUCAAGGGUACGCAAUACCGUCUCCUUUUUUUCCUAGAAGAAAAGCACUGAUAUGAACAGUUAGGUUAAAAAAAAAAUUAAGGAAGAAGUUAAAAUAAUCAGAAAGCUUUUGACACAGUUGAAUGAAACCUAAUUAAAACUAAAGCAAAACUGAACAUACUCUUAAAUUUCUCAGAUGUGACUGUACUAGCUCAUUCUGCCCGGUGCUUCCUUGCAGCUGCAGUGCUGUCCCAUAUGUUACAUGUGGGUAAACAUCUUUUUAGAGUGAACAGAUUAUUUCUUGAUAAGACCAGACAAAGAACUUCUCAUAAAUCUUCCCCUUGGGGCAUCCUAUAAAGGAUGUUUCACUGCAGAUUACAUUCUCUAGCCAAACAAACAAACAAACAAACAAACAAACAAACAAACAUGUCUGUAUCUGACUUCCUACAUGUUGGAAAGCAUAACUCUUGUAUAAGGGAGACACUGUCAGUUCUUGUAGAUAGCUAGACCUUUGAUGAUCCUUUCUGAGAAAGACAAUACAUUGGGGAAAUUUCGUUCAUUGUAGCAAACUUAUAUCUUCUCUAGCUUGAGCUUCAUACAACCUGUCCCUUUGUGUGUGUGUGUGUGUGUGUGUGUAAGGUCUAAACAAGGCCAAAACAAUUAUUUUGGUAAUAGAAUUUGCAGAGUGCCAUUGCGAUUUCCUAUAUGACAUGAGGGAAGACAUGCUCUUUCUCCUUCUGACUUGGCAGAUCCACCAUCCGAAAUGUCAAGAGCAUCCACAAUCAAGGCCGCAAGCAGAUCAGCCAGGAGACGUAUCGGCGGAACAGCGUGAAAUACUUAGUGAGCCGGAGGAAGAUGAAGAACAACCUCAUCUACAAAGGCAGCACUAUCAGUAAGUACUCGGUGGGGCCUUCCCAGUACUUCGUCUGGUUUUGUUUGAAAGCAGCUUUUCCAAAGUCACCCUGUGGCGAGGAGGUAGCGAGUUGCUGUGGCCGCUGUGAGAACAGGUUGCUGAAGCAGAUGGGACUUUGGCCUGAUCCGGAAGUUUCCUCUCUUAUGUUGCAAAGUAGGGCCCUUCUCAGCUACCUCAACCUCUGAGACAGGAAUUUGCAGGUGGAUUAUUUAUUUAUUUGUGUUUUUUCAAAAUAAAAAGGUGCCAUAUUGAAAACAACAGCACAAGACCUCUCUCAACAACCUUAUAACCUAAUGGGGACAAUACGAAAAGAAAAGGAGAUGAGGUGGGGAGAGGAAGAUGGGCAAAUUCGGGUACCGACUCAAAAUUAUUGCAAUGACCCAUCUGAGGGAGUAAGUUCUGGAAAGGGUGGACCACUGAGUCCUAGCUGUGUCCCCUCUCCAUAUCAGAAUGUGCCAAAGCAACUACUUUCCAGUUUACACUUGAUCUUCACAAAGCAAACUAGUUCAGUUCACAGUACAAGUUUUUAUCCAAAUGAGCCUUGGCAAAAUAAAUAAAUAAAACAAAAACAAAAACCAAGCCCUCAGAGCAUUGCAAACUGCUAUGCUGAAGUAUAAAAUACGUUUAACAAGACCAAGAAAACAUUUAAACACACAACAAUUAUGCUCUUUAAAGCUUAAAGGCCCAAGGAGUCUAAAGCAGGUGUGAGGAAUUUUGGGCCACGCUUGCUAGGGCUUUUGGGAAUUGUAGUUCAGAGACAUUUGGAGAGCCACAGAUUCCACAUCCCUAGUCUAAAGAGUAAAAAAAAAAAAAUUCUUACGAGUGGGCUUGAAGAUGAGCAAGGAGUCUUUCUGAGUUCACCCCAAAACAAACAUAAUUCACAUUCAUUUCACCCCAAAAUGGUAAGAACUGCUUUCAGUUACAGUUCAGAGAUUUUCGAACCGAUCCCGUGAGCUUUGUUAAAUCGAACCAAUUCAUUCCAAGCACCGCUUGAGAUGAAAACAAAGAAAUUUAUUGUGUGCCUCUUUCAUUUUAUAGCGGAGAAAGAUGAGACAGAGAAUAACCAGUCCAAGGCUCAACCCGCUAUCCCUCCAAGACCCAGUAAAGACUUGAUUGUGGCCCGCUGCUCAGAGACCACCAAAAGCAAAAUCAAGUGAGGAAGGAGCUUAUUUCUGCCCAUGGCAGAAUCUCCGAGGGACUCACGGGCCAGACUGGACUCCUGUGAAGUUUUGCUUUCCAGAACUCUGCGCCCGAAUUUUUAGCAAUGCAUAUGCCGGUGUUUGUUGUAAAAUUGUCGUCAGUGAAGGGUUUGAUGCUGGUGGACUCUGUUCAUUCUUCAGGAUGUGCUUUUCCUUCUUCCCCCCAACAUUAAAUCUUAGGGACUAGUGACUUGUUUGCUUCCAGCAGGUUUAAAUGCCUACACAGAGCAAUUGAGGCGUGUUGGCUGGUCAGUGGGGUAACUGAUACUCCUAACAAAUAAAUAGUGCUGGCCGUUAGCUUUUGCCAGCUACUAGACUUGAAGUAUUCCAUCAAUCAAUUUUGUGAUAGCAGGAGAAGGAAGGAAAAAUGAUAUUAAUGCUUGUCACCCAUUAUCUGACAUAUAGCACAGGCUCUUUUGUAAAUUGUGUUUUUGGUUAAUAUGACCUUGGUCUUUGUCCAAGUAUAUCUAUAUAUGUAUAUGUUUAAGUACACAAAUGUUUGAUAAAUAAAUAAGUGCAUGUGAAA